This is a messenger RNA of Oreochromis aureus, 1264 nucleotides long. RefSeq names its product major histocompatibility complex class I-related gene protein-like. The record is from RefSeq and is a predicted model, not a curated record. The transcript has 5 exons. Gene Ontology annotation, cellular component: external side of plasma membrane. Gene Ontology annotation, biological process: immune response. Bases 95 to 1099 code for a protein of 334 amino acids. Lineage: Eukaryota; Metazoa; Chordata; Actinopteri; Cichliformes; Cichlidae.
UCAGGAGUAGACGCUGCAAUAGCUGCUUAAGUUAAACAGACCUCAAAGGUCUUUACAUGUUAGAGGGAACAAGAGCAAUAACAAUGAUAACGUUAUGGAUAAAGAAAAGAUGAAGCUGUUUUUGUUGAUUCUCCUCUGCUGUGGCUCAUUCGCAGUGAAACACACGCUGAAGUAUUUUGUCACUGGAUCCUCUGGAGCUCCGAACAUCCCAGAACUUUUUGGUGUGCUGAUGGUUGAUGGCAUUCAGAUGGGUUACUGUGACGUGAGCAAGAAGAUAUUGGAACCAAGACAGGAGUGGGCGAAGAACAUUUUAAAAAAACACCCUGAGCAACUGGGCUGGUACAAGAGCAAGUGUUUUGAGGAUCAGCCAAACUUCUUCAGAGAGCUGAUUUCCAGUUUGAAACAGCAGUUCAAUCGAAGUGAAGGUGUCCACAUUUUACAAAGGAUAGAUGGCUGUGAAUGGGAUGAAACCACUGGGGAGGUUAUUGGUAUAAUACAGUAUCAUUAUAACGGAGAAGACUUCCUUGAAUUUGAUCUGAAGAAACAGACAUGGAUCGCACUGAAACCAGAGGCUGACGUUACCAAACAGAAAUGGGAUACGGACCAACGUGGAAUAAAACACAAAGAAAAUGACCUCAAAAACAUUUGUCCAGAGCAUCUGAAGCUGUAUGUGGAGUAUGAGAAAAGCUUCCCACAGACAAAAGUUCUUCCCUCAGUGUCUCUCCUCCAGAAGACUCCCUCCUCUCCAGUCAGCUGCCACGCUACAGGUUUCUAUCCUGACAGAGCCGUGAUGUUCUGGAGGAAAGAUGGAGAGGAACUUCAUGAAGGUGUGGAGAUAGGAGAGAUCCUCCCCAAUAAUGAUGGAACCUUCCAGCUGAGUGUUAACUUGAAUGUUUCAUCAGUCACACCUGAAGACUGGAGAAGAUACGAGUGUGUGUUUCAGCUCUCUGAUGUUGAGAACAACAGUGUCAACACACUGAAUAAAACAGUGAUCAGAACCAAUGAAUCUAAAAGAAAUUCGGGAGAGUCGCACUUUGACAAGGCAACCCCCAUCGUUGUUGCAGUGGGUGCUGUUCUUAUGCUCAUUGUGUUGGUUUGAUUGGUUGUUUAUGGUGCACUGUUCCAAAAAGUAGUAAUGUCAAAGUAUCUUACUGUAUAUUUUACAGUUUUGUCACUGUUUUUCUAGAAUAUCAUUAAAUUUACACAAGUAGACUGUGAUUUUACAUGUCAAAUGUAAAAUAACAUAACAUCACUGUAAAUAUAG